AUGCUAAAGCGUAUUCAAUCCGGUAAUACGGUAUCAUCAGGCUCAUCAUCGAGCCAAUAUUCAAGUGGAUCCAAUUACAAUUCCAACAAUAAUAACAACAACAAUACAACUGGCUCCUCUUCUCCUACUCUCCGAGACCAACAACAAGAACAAUUUAAAAAAGUUCUUGCUCAACUUUUAAAAUUACCAUGCAAUGCGGAAUGUGCAGAUUGUACCGAAGCUCGUCCUGUAUGGUGUAGCGCUACCUUUGGUACUUUUAUUUGUUUGAGAUGUGCUGGAAUUCAUCGUUCUUUAGGUUCACAUAUUUCCUUUGUAAGAAGUGCUGAAAUGGAUAAAUGGGAUGAAAAACAUGUCAAACUCAUGCAAUUAAUGGGAAAUGAAAGAGCACGUGAAUAUUUUGAACAUGAAUUACCAAGCGAUAAAAAGAAACCAUCUCGAUUGGAUUCUACAAAUGUGGUUGAACAAUUUAUUAAGGAUAAAUAUGUGAGCUUGAAAUAUGUUCCUAAAAAAGAAGAUGGAAAAAAGAUGACAUUUAGAGAAUUUUUGGAAUUGGUCAAGAAUGCAAGUUCUGAUAAGCAAAAAACUGUUGAUUCUACGAGUGGCAAUGAAAAAAAGAAAAAGAGUGUCAAGUCUCCUACAACCGAUGAAGUAAAAAAGAAGAAGAAGAAGAAACCAACCACCAACAAUGAGGAUGGAAAGAGUGUUGAAGACAUUAUUGGAGUGUCACCUAGUGCAAGCUCUACACAAUCUGUUAAUUUUACAUUUGAUGAUUUACUUUCAAGUCCAUUGAGUGUUGAAUCGACAACAACAACACCCACUGUUGCGACAACACCAUCUCAGGUCAAUAACACAGCAGAUCCAAAUACCUUGAUGGGAUUUUUAAGUGAUAAAUUUUCAUUGAUUGAUUUGGGAAAUAGCAAGACAAGUCCAACUGUUGUCAAUACAACAACAACCAAUGUCAGUACAGUUGCUGUUGUUGCUAAUAAUACAAAUACUACCAAGCAAGAUUCAAAUGGAGCUACAAAAAGUGAAGUGAAAAAGAAGACUAAAAAGUCUGUCAAGCCCAUUAAAACUUCUUCAUUCGAAGAUGAUGAAGAAGAAGACGAGUAUGAUGCAAUUUUCCAAAAACCAGCAUCAUCUACAACAACAGAUCAAGAACAGAAAAAGAAUGCAAUUUUGGAUUUGUGGAAAUAA
This is a messenger RNA of Naegleria lovaniensis, 1194 nucleotides long. RefSeq lists its product as uncharacterized. Gene Ontology annotation, molecular function: GTPase activator activity. The coding region runs from base 1 to 1194 and encodes 397 amino acids. The record is from RefSeq and is a predicted model, not a curated record. The transcript has a single exon. Lineage: Eukaryota; Heterolobosea; Eutetramitea; Acrasida; Naegleriidae.